Molecule: messenger RNA, 1404 nt
Organism: Gracilinanus agilis (Agile Gracile Mouse Opossum)
Lineage: Eukaryota; Metazoa; Chordata; Mammalia; Didelphimorphia; Didelphidae
Product: probable E3 ubiquitin-protein ligase TRIML1
Exons: 1
Coding region: 1-1404 (467 amino acids)
Molecular function (GO): protein binding; zinc ion binding
Source: RefSeq, a predicted model, not a curated record
AUGGACAUCAGUGAGCUGGCUGAGAAGCUCAGGUCAGAACUGACCUGUUCCAUUUGCUUGGAUCUCUUCACCCAAGCAGUGACCCUUGAGUGCGGGCACAACUUCUGCAGAGAGUGUAUCCUUCAGAGCUGGCAGCAAGCCCUGGUCCCAAGGCUGUGCCCGCUGUGCAAGACAAGGAGUGGGCCCAGAGGCUUAAAGCCCACCUGGGCCCUGGAGGGCUUAGUCAGCAUCAUGAGGCAGCCGAGACCUCCCGGGCCCCGUGAAAUGGGCGGCCAGGCCACCUGUGGCCAACACGCGGCCAUGCACAAGCUGUUCUGUGAAGAUGACCACCUCCCGCUGUGUGCCUCCUGCGUACUCUCUCAGGAACACAAAGCUCACCAGGUGUACCCCCUGGAAGAGUCUGCUCAGACCUGCAGGGGACAGCUGCAGGAAGCCCUUGGCAGUGCCUGGGCCAGGGAGAGAGAGGCCCACGUGUUGCUGGAGCAGGAGAGAGGGAGGAGGCUGAGGUGCCGAAUGGAGGGCCUCCUGCUGAAGAGGCUCAUCCUGCCCCAAUACCUCAAGACCCAGCCUGCCUGGAAGCAGGGCAAACAACAGGAUCUCCUGGACAGGCAAAACAGAAGGAAUGCCAAGAGACUGAGGGCCAGCGAGGCCAGCAUCUCCAGCUACAUCCAAAGCCUCAGGAAGCUGACUGAGGAGCUGCAGAAGACUUUGGAGCAGCCACUCUUGCAGAUGCUUCUGGGAGGGAGGAGCCCUUUGCAAAGGAGUCGGGAGCUGCUGCUCAGCUGUCCACAGCCUGCUGCCCUAAGCUGGACCGUGUGUGGAACCUCUGGAAUGAGGGAACUACUACUGGCCUUCCAAAGCCACAUCAGUCUGGAUCCCGGAACAGCCUAUUCCCAUCUCAUCCUCUCUGCAGAUCUCAAGAGCGUGAGCCUUGCCAGCAACUGGUGGGAACUCCUGGCCAACCCACAAGGGGCCACGGACUAUCCUUUUUCCGUGCUGGGUGCUCAGAGCUUCACCUCGGGGACCCAUUAUUGGGAGGUGGAGGUAGUGAGCCAGACAGAGUGGGAAGUGGGCCUCUGGGCAGGGCCAGGAGAUGGCCAGGGAGAUAUCCAAGGGGACGCGCUCUCCCUGGCCUGCCUCAAAACGGGAGACCAGUUCAGCCUGUGGAUCUCACACACCACGGAAGAACCUGAACAAACAGGACCCCUGCACAGGCUGGGCAUUUUCCUCCACUACGAAGCAGGGCACGUGUCCUUUUACAAUGUGACACAGGGCUGCCUGAUCUACGCCUUUCCCCCUCUCACCUUCCAGGGUCCUCUCAGGCCUCUCUUCUCCCUUGGCGUUCUACAGGAAGACAACCAGCCCAGCGCUCUCACCAUCUCUCCACUGAGCCCUCAGUCCUGA